AUGUUGUCACAACACACAGAUCAAGAAGCAACACUUUUCAACACAUCAAACAAUUCAACCGAACAACUUAAUUUGAUAAUCAUUUUAAUUGUACCUACCAAUCAAUGGCCACAGUUGAUAGAACUUUAUAAAGUUCUUUUUAUGGAUAUAUCUGCUCACAUGAAGAACUUUAAUCAACGUGUUUAUGCACACAAGACUCUCUCAAAUAUAACUAAAUUGAACACCAUUUUUAGUGGAUUGCUCGAUGAAAUCAAGAAGGAAAAAAGUAUACUUCAGAUUCAGAAAAUACGAAAGAAAGCCAAGAAUGUUCAAAUCUUUGAUAAUCUCACUAGUCCAGAUGAUAUCAGAUCUCAGCUUGAUAUCGUCCACCCAACCGAGAACAUUUGGAUUUUUGCAAGAGAAAGCUCAGGUACUGGCAUUCAAUCGUAUCAAACCCUUUUGGCACACAUAAACUAUCUAUUGGCUUCAACUAUCAAGUUGACUGAUAACAACUCUGCCAACAACUUACCAACCUCAACCUUGAUGAUUGAAGAUUAUCAAUUACAUUGGAUAAUUGAAAUCAUUUCAACCUAUUGGUAUCCAAUAGCAUUCAGACAGCAGAUGGAAAUUAUGAUAGCUGAAUUGGAAUUCAGAGAUUUGGUAAUCAUUUCUGGAUUAGACAGGCUUUCAAGACACUAUCAUGAAAUACAUUAUCUGUUCAAUCAUUUCGAAUCUCUUGGCAUCAUAUUGUAUAUUGAGAAACUAUCAAAUAGAAGAGUUCAAGGUGGAUCAUUUAUCAUUGAUUUUGGUCUUCAAAGAGUAUUUGAAAUGAAACCAACCGGUCAAGAAAAUGAUAAAGGACUUCCUACCUAUGGUUUCCAAGAGAAUAUUCUAUUCAACGAUUUCUUGGAAGAUAUUAGAGAUACAGCAGAUCUCUAUUAUCAAUUCUCAAACGCCCAUGGUGUCUAUUCAAAGAGAGAUCAUACUAUGCACCACUGGAAAUCUACGGUUCACCCCAACUACAAUAUGAUGCAGUUUAUUUCAGAGAGUUUUGGAACGAUCAAUAAUGUAGUAUGCUUCUCUAGAACCUCACCUCCAUAUGAUGACCGAGUCAAAGGUGAAUCAAUCAAUUGUCAGGUUUCCAUUGGUCAGAGUUGUUUUCCUGACGCUCCACAUUCCUGCGUUUGUUUUUGCCAGUCAGCCAAUCCUCUCCGACCAUCAAAUCAAGAAACCAUUGAACAACUGGAAGAAGUGAUAGAUGAAGAAGAUGAUACUCAAGAGGUACCUCCUCAAACCAACUACCAAUUGAAUGGACGUUCCAGACCAACAAAUGUAGUUUGUCGGAAUGCGAAUAAUGAUACUAUUAUUAUGAAAUCUCUCACCAAGUUCUCUAAGUAUUUUGCAUCACUGGAUGAUGAUGAUACAAAUCAACCAAUUAUUUUGCAAGAUUUCAAUGAUGAUAUUAAAGAAGAGGAGGUGGAGGAAGAAGAAAUUGAUACAAAUAACAAUAACAAUCAAGGAACUGGUCGUAGAAAACUCAAGAAUUGGAUAUUGGUUGCAACUGGUAUGGAUCGUAUGAUACGAGAUGAAAGACUUAUUCCAGAUUGUUCUGCAUCAGAGUGUCACCCAAAUGGUCUUUAUUCUCUACAAUGUACUUGUAAGGAGGGAAUAGCAGAACAAUCUUGCAUUGAACAAACUCUGCUUUCUGCCGAUGAGUAUGAUGAGUCUGAUGUUCAUGAUGAUCAAGAAGACGAUGGGAUUGGCAUGGAAACUGAUAGCAGUAAUGAAGAUCAAGAAGAGGAUGGAAUUGGUAUGGAAACUGAUAUCAGUAAUGAAGAUCAAGAAGAUGACAAUGAUAUGGAUGUCGAUGAGUAUGAUGCUCACGAUGAUCAAGAAGAGAACCAAGUUCAAGAGAAUGCCAUCAUAUCAAAGUCUAGUAUCAUCAUUCAACUGAAGCAACUCUAUGGUAUCGAAAUUAACAACUGGAUAACUGCUGGAAAUGUUGCUCCUGCUAUGAACCUCAUCGGAAAUCUGUUGGGAUGGCGUGUCUUACAACGAAUUCAAGCUCUACAUCGUAUUGAGAGAUUCGAUCCUACCAAAGAAUACGAUGAUGACUUUGCAGCACCAAAUCCAGAUGAAAUCAGUAUGAGUGAACCUGCUAGAAGACUGCCACCUCAGAGUAAGAACUGUGUGAUAUGCACAAAGAAACUUGUCUAUAUGAGUAGCUGUCCAUCCAAGAAGUGGGGUGACUAUUGCAGUGCAGAGUGUGCAUUGGAAGCUGGUGAAGAUCCAGAGUCUGAUCUUUUUAAAUCUGAAAGAUGUAUUCAUCAAGAAGGUAAUAUGAAAUGUAAUUCAUUGAUCUUAGAAUAUUCCGACAGUACUUCAAGAUGUAUCAUGCACGUAGCAGAAUAUAGAAUGAGAAGACUGAGAAGAUCAACUUUAAAUAAUACAAAUAAAGAAUAA
This is a messenger RNA of Heterostelium album PN500, 2442 nucleotides long. RefSeq lists its product as uncharacterized. The transcript has 5 exons. NCBI's taxonomy places the organism in Eukaryota, Evosea, Eumycetozoa, Acytosteliales, Acytosteliaceae. Gene Ontology annotation, biological process: DNA recombination. Gene Ontology annotation, molecular function: DNA binding; DNA strand exchange activity. Bases 1 to 2442 code for a protein of 813 amino acids. The record is from RefSeq and is a predicted model, not a curated record.